UUUUACGUUCCUUCCAGUUAGUUAUGACGUUUAUCUUUUAACAAACGUAGUCGCCACUAACAGUCAAGUAAAGCUCAUGUUACAUUGGUUAAGCCGCCAUUGAAGCCAUGGAGGAGCAAUUACAAGCUCUCGCUUAAUAAAAUUUGCAAUUCCAACAAGAUAUCAACAACAAUUUCAACAAUUGUUGUUGUAAUGGAUUUACAAAAGAAAGUUGAUAAAGAUUCUUCUUUGAACUCACCAAAUUUCAUUCAUCACAGCGACAAAGGGAGAAACCAUACUAAAUCACUGGGGUAUGGAUUCUUCAAGUGCGUCUGCCCCACAAUCACAAGCUUCUUCCGAUGUGGUUUCUUCUCUACCAAAGCGUAAUUCAGAAGAUGUUGGAUGGAAAUAUGGGAUGUUAUGUGAUCCCAAAAAUUUGGACCGGGUAAGGUGCAUAUCGUGUUCCAAAAGUAUGUCAGGAGGAGUGUACAGAAUGAAAGAGCAUAUUGCUCAUAUCACUGGAAACGUUGCUCCGUGUCCAAAAGCAACAAAAGAAGAUCAAGAAAUAUGCCGAAAUGCAAUAAUGAAUGCAAGGAACAAGAAAAGAAAAAAGAAAAAAGAAGAAGAUAUGCUUAGAGCUGAGGUUAAUAUUGAUGAUAGGCAACAGUUGGAAGAUGAUUUGGAAGAAGAGCUAGGAGUCUUGAAGGGUCCUAAUUUUCUCGGACCAAUGGAUAAGUUUGCAACAGUCAUUAAUCCUGAAGCUUCUUUAGGUGUUUCAAAAAAACAACAGGUGAUCACAGACACACUUUUUAAGGAGAGAACACACUCUGUGCAGCAAUAUUGCUCUCGAUGGGUGUACGAAGCAGGUAUUCCUUUCAACGCUAUUGAUAAUGAUAGUUUUAAAUUAUUUUGUGAGGCCCUAGGACAGUUUGGACCUGAUUGGGUACCUCCAACCCAAUAUCAGUUGAGAGAGACCUUAUUGAAAGAAGAAGUUGAGAGGACUAAGGGACUGCUUAAGGGCCAUGAAGAAGAAUGGGCACGAAAUGGGUGUUCUAUAAUGACUGAUGCAUGGACUGAUAGAAAAAAGCGGAGCAUAAUGAAUUUAUGUGUUAAUUGUAAGGAAGGUACGUGUUUUCUUUCUUCCCUAGAUGCUUCAAAUGAAUCUCAUACCGGAGAAUUCAUAUUUGAAUAUGUGGACAAGUGCAUUCAAGAAGUUGGGCCAGAAAAUGUUGUCCAGAUUGUUACCGAUAAUGCUACAAACAACGUAUUAGCAGCAAAGUAUUUGAAGGAGAAGAGGCCUAACAUUUUCUGGUCGGGAUGUGCUGCUCACACGAUUGAUCUCAUGCUUGAAGGAAUUUCCAAGUUGCCUAAAUUUAAGAAAGUCAUUGAUCAAGCAAAGACUCUCACUAUUUAUAUUUACGCUCAUCAUAAAACCUUGGCAAUGAUGAGAUCUUUUACAAAGAAAAGAGAUAUCGUGCGACCCGGAAUCACGAGAUUUGCUACAUGCUUCUUGACUUUGCAAAGUUUACUUGAAAAGAAAUCUCAAUUGAAGUCCAUGUUUGGGAGUGAUGACUGGGACCAAUGCAAUCACUCAAAAACAGUCAAGGGGAAGCAAGCUUUAGCAACUGUAAUGAGUACGGCUUUUUGGAAUUCCUUAAGUUUAUGCUUGAACAUUUAUGCUCCUUUGGUGAAUGUCCUUCGGUUUGCAGAUGGGGAUAAGCCAACAAUGGGUUUCAUUUAUGGAAAACUAUUGGAGGCAAAGAAUUCUAUAAAGGAAGCUAGUAAUAAUCUUGAGAGAAACUUCCAGCUUAUAUUUGCUAUUAUUGAGGAAAAACAAAAAGAUAGGCUAGAUAGUCACUUGCAUCUUACUGCUUACCUUUUGAAUCCUUAUUAUUUCUAUAAGGAUGUAAACAUUCAAUUGGAUGAGUUGGUUAUGGAUGGAUUUCUCAAUUGUGUUGAGACUUUUUAUUAUGGGGAUAUCGAGAAGCAAAGUGAAGUUGUCAAUAAUGAAAUCAAUGUGUACAAGAACAAGGGAGGACAUUUUGGAAGAGCACUGGCAAUUAAGGGAUGUCAAGUAAAUGAUGGAAAGUUUGAUCCAGCCAAUUGGUGGACAACGUACGGACAUCAAGUGCCUAAUUUGCAGAGAUUAGCUAUCAAGAUCUUGUCUUUAACUAGUAGUUCAUCCGGGUGUGAACGAAACUGGAGUACUUUUGAAUGGAUUCAUUCGAAGAAAAGAAACAGAUUAGAUGUGAAGCGUCUAAACAGUCUUGUUUAUGUCCAAUUUAAUGCAAAACUGUUGAAAAGGAAAAAGAAAGAAAUGGAUGAGUAUAUUGAUCUACUAGCAAGUGAUGCUAGGAAUGCACAAGGAUGGUUGGUUGAUGUCAAUGAAACAAUUGAAGAGAUUAAUCAUGUUGUUGAUGAAGCUUCCGACGGAAAUGAACUGUCCCAACCACGAAGAAGUGCUAGACUUAGAGAACUAUAUGACGACGACUUUGAAUCAGAUUCAGAAGACACAAAUAUGGACAUGGAUUUUCUCUUGGAUGAAGAGGAUGAAAUGACAUAGGGCACUGGAGUUGAUUGCUUCAUGGAUUGUCCGUUUGUGCUAAUCAAAUAUUCAAAUGUGUUGAUGGUUGACUGUGUGCAGUUGUUUUUGCAGUAUGUGAUCACUGCUAAUGUAGUUUUUAACUAAUAUUUCUGAUUUUUGGGUGAACAAUAGUUGCUUUUUGCUUGAUCAUUAUUGUCAUGAAGAAUGUCUUAUUUUUGGGGAAUCAUGAACAAUGUAUUAUGAUUUGUGCAGUUGCAUACAACUGAAUUUGCAAUAGUAUUUCAG
Messenger RNA from Cuscuta epithymum, 2809 nucleotides. NCBI's taxonomy places the organism in Eukaryota, Viridiplantae, Streptophyta, Magnoliopsida, Solanales, Convolvulaceae. The record is from the annotation of a GenBank genome assembly.